This is a messenger RNA of Symbiodinium pilosum, 677 nucleotides long. The record is from the annotation of a GenBank genome assembly. NCBI's taxonomy places the organism in Eukaryota, Dinophyceae, Suessiales, Symbiodiniaceae.
GUUGUUUUGAAGCGGGGGCAACCGAGCUGCCCAACUCAGGUCAGACAUCUUGCCUGAUACAACAUCGCGCAAACUCGUCCAAAACUUUGCUGGACACGCAGGACUCAGUCUUCUCUGAACAGCAGUGGAAGUGUAUUUCGCAGUAUGGUGCGAGCGUGGAUGCUGAGUUGCCCGGCUUUGCGCAAGUCUUGGAGAAACGACGGUUCGGCGGAAUCGGGAAUCCGACGCUGGAGGGCUCUGUCGUUCUUGGGGCAGGUUUUGGCACCACUGCCACACGCUCAUUGGCUGCCUUCGGACGCCAGCUUGGACUUCAGGUGCAUCACUGCAAGCAAGGGAAAGCUGAUGGAAUACCGCCAUUCUGGGCCCAACUCAUGAACCUGACGAAGUCUGGGCACCCUGGCGGCCCGGUCGGCUGCCUUGAGGCCUCUGACGCGCUGAACUUCUCAGAAGCACUGAGCUUUGGAGAUGACAUGCUCCUGGACACGCCUGUUGCUGAGCACUUUCUGGACCUCUAUGCUGUGUCUCCUCGAUCCAAGGUCAUCCUUACCGACCGGGACGCGGAAGACUGGGUGAAAGCUCGCCUGGAGUGGGAUGAGUCGAUGGCAGCCCCUAUGCAUGCGCCAUGCGGCGUGAAGUUGGCAAAGAUGAGCGCGGACAAGGCUGUCAGGCUUUAUGAG